AUGGUAGCCGCAUCCUGUUUCCGCACUGCACAAUGGCUGCAAAAAGUCGGUUUUGCCCCACAGGUUUUCCUGUUCCGCAAUUUAGAGAGCGGCCAGGUAAUCUACUCGCAAAUGCCUGUGUUCGCACAGCACCAGAUCGAUGCGCUUUUCAAGCGUCCCGACUGGUCUAAUCGGAAGCCCUCGACCAGAAGAGACGUGUGGAGAUGCAUGGCCGUGGUGGACUUGCCCACAUACGAGCAGGGCGUGCAACUAUACCAAGAUCUGUGUCGGCUACGUUAUUUAAGAGACGUUCGGGAAACCAAGAAAACAGACAAUCUGCGCAAGAAAAACGAGGACGGACAUGUGUGGUACAGCGCACAGUACCGGCCCACGUACGGCCAGGAAGCGGUGGCCGACUUGCGGGAAGCGUUGGCCAAGACAGCCACGACAACGAUGGGCCAAAUCCACUGGGAAGACGAAUGGCGAAUGGGCGAUGUGAGCAAGCACUGGACGCCUGUUCUGCCGCACGUCAAGCACGCCGUGAUGCCUCGCACGGGCAACAUUGCUCGCGAACAGUCUGCCAUUUUGCGUGCUCUGGGAGAGCGUGCCAAAUUGGCAUUUGCUGACCGUGUUUCUGCCGACAAAGCGGUAUUGUGA
Molecule: messenger RNA, 636 nt
Organism: Lachancea sp. 'fantastica'
Lineage: Eukaryota; Fungi; Ascomycota; Saccharomycetes; Saccharomycetales; Saccharomycetaceae
Source: the annotation of a GenBank genome assembly